AUGGUAGCCGUCAUUGGAACAGUACUUCACUGGUCUGAUAUAUUAGUUUUAUUACUCUAUUUCUUACUUAUUCUCGGUUUUGGUGUUUGGAGUUCAUGCAAGAAUCGUGGCAGUGUUGGUGGAUAUUUUCUUGCUGGUCGUUCGAUGCAUUUUAUACCGGUGGGCGCUUCCUUGUUUGCAUCGAACAUCGGCAGUGGUCAUUUCAUUGGUCUAAGUGGUUCGGGCGCUUCGAGUGGUAUAGGUGUUGCUGGUUUUGAAAUAGGCGCGGUCUAUAUGCUCAUGAUACUUGGUUGGCUAUUUGUGCCAGUUUAUAUGAAAGCUGAGGUCUAUACAAUGCCGCAAUAUUUAAAAUUGCGUUUUGGAGGUGAACGCAUACGAAUUUACUUAACAUGUCUUGCCUUAAUGUUGUCGAUAUUUACGAAAAUAUCAGUUGAUCUUUAUUCAGGUGCUGUUUUUCUACAACAAGCACUCAAUUGGAAUCUCUAUGCAUCAGUGAUAGCUCUUAUUCUUUUAGCUGCUUUUUUUACUGUCGGAGGUGGUUUAACAGCUGUCAUAUGGACAGAUUUUAUUCAAACAGUAAUUAUGAUCAUUUCAGCUGUUAUUCUUAUGAUUAUCAGUUUUGCAAGAGUCGGUGGUAUUGAAAAAAUACGUAGUCUUUUUCCAUAUGCUAUUGCUAAUACAACAUUACUUAGUACGACUGAAUGUGGUAUUCCGAAUGAAAAUUAUUUUUCGUUAAUUCGCCCAUUUGAUGCUGAUUUACCUUGGUUUGGUAUCAUACUUGGCGGUGCCAUUGUUUCUGUAUGGUAUUGGAGUUGUGAUCAAGUUAUUGUUCAACGAACAUUGGCAGCAAAAAACCUCUCGCAUGCAAGAGCCGGCUGUCUAGUUGCAGGUCUAUUAAAAUUUUUACCAUUGUUUCUUAUGGUUUUUCCUGGUAUGGUGGCACGAAUACUCUUUCCGGACGAAAUUGGAUGUACCGAUCCGAAUACAUGCUAUCAAGUUUGUCAUAGUAGAAACGGUUGUAAUGAUAUAGCCUAUCCACUUUUGGUCAUUCGAUUGAUGCCGAAUGCAAUUCGCGGUUUGACAUUAGCCUGUAUGAUUGCUGCUUUAAUGUCAUCGUUAACAUCAAUAUUUAAUUCAAGUUCGACUAUUUUUACCAUUGAUAUUUGGCAACGUUUUCGUAAGAAUGCGCAUGACUGGGAAUUAAUGAUUGUCGGCCGAGUAUUUGUAAUGAUUCUUGUGGCUGUUUCAAUUCUUUGGAUUCCAAUUAUUCGAGCAGCACAAGGCUCGAGAUUAUUUGAUUAUAUUCAAGCUGUUCAAUCGUUUCUUGCUCCUCCGGUUGCUGCUUGCUACUUACUUGGCAUACUAUGGAAACGUAUCAAUGAAGAAGGAGCUUUCUGGGGCCUUAUAUCUGGUUUAUUUGUGGGUAUGGUUCGUUUUAUAUGGGAAUAUUCUUAUACAGCAAUGCCUUGUGAGCUUGAACAUUUGGAUAAACGUCCAUCAAUAGUACGAUUUAAUUUCUUAUAUUUUUCUAUUUUACUUUUCGUAAUAUCUGGCAUUGUUACAAUUGUUGUCAGUCUACUUACAAAGCCUAUUCCAGAUAAAUAUAUAGCAGGUUUAACUAUAUUCGAUCUUGAUAAUCUUGAUAAACCAGUUCCGAUUCCAACUCGAUCUGGCUGUAUGUAUAAAGCAAAUACAUAUUACGAUGAAGAACAACCCUGUUCAUUUGAAAAUCCGUAUCAAGAUCAGCCCGAAGCGCCUCCAACUGAUGCAGAAAAGAAAGCGCUACACUUUUUUGAUACGAAAUAUUCCACUGGAAUAUCAUUCUAUGUAAAAACUGGCUUUGCUUGGAUUUGUGGCUUAGAAAAAAAUGAUGAACUCGAUGGACAAUCAAUACAUUCGAAUAGCGCUGCAAAUGAUAACACAAGUAGUAGAAGAAGUAUAUGUGUUCUUCGUGAACCCAAUAUUUCAUCUUGGCAUAAAUAUUGUUCUUAUGGUGCUGUUGUAAUUCUAUCGUUCUGUGUUUUUAUAUGGGCAUUCUUUACUGAUUACAGAAUCCGAUUAAAUUGA
This is a messenger RNA of Rotaria socialis, 2067 nucleotides long. Lineage: Eukaryota; Metazoa; Rotifera; Eurotatoria; Philodinida; Philodinidae. The record is from the annotation of a GenBank genome assembly.